GAAAAAAAGCUUGAAUUUGUAAAAUUAAUUUUCAAAAAUUUUCGAUUUGCAAAUUUCAUGUCAACGCCCACUCAACACAACUACUUUCACUACUACAAGACGAGCUCGAUUAUAUUAGCCGGCCUCGGCGUGGCGGCGGUUGGGUUCGCUGGCAAGCAUUUGCUGCGCCGCAUGCCACAAAUGACAACAAAAUUUAACGAGGCGCUGAAGAACCUUCCUAAAUUUGAUGCCGAAAGCAUGGCAAAUUCAAAAUACUAUAAAGGGGGUUUCGAUCCCAAGAUGAACAAACGCGAAGCAGCGCUUAUACUGGGUGUUAGUCCAAGCGCCUCCAAGCUUAAGGUAAAGGAUGCGCAUAAAAAAAUUAUGCUGCUCAAUCAUCCGGAUCGCGGCGGAUCACCUUACUUGGCGGCCAAAAUAAACGAGGCUAAGGAUUUCUUAGAUAAUUCCAAAUAAAAUGAAGUUCUUUGUUGUUGUAGAAUAAUGCACUCGUGCAAUGAACUGCGUAUUUUGCACGAAACAAUUUUAGGCUAUGUUGUAAACCUAAUAAAUAAGUAAAGAUAAA
Molecule: messenger RNA, 562 nt
Organism: Drosophila busckii
Lineage: Eukaryota; Metazoa; Arthropoda; Insecta; Diptera; Drosophilidae
Product: mitochondrial import inner membrane translocase subunit TIM14
Exons: 2
Coding region: 58-453 (131 amino acids)
Biological process (GO): protein import into mitochondrial matrix
Cellular component (GO): PAM complex, Tim23 associated import motor
Molecular function (GO): ATPase activator activity
Source: RefSeq, a predicted model, not a curated record